AUGACAUCCAUAGCCAUGAGAUCAAUUGCACUGCUGGUCCUCGCGACUCAGUCCCUCUCCCAAACAGUCAAUAUCUUCCGCCAGAUUCCAGGCGACGUCGAGCAAUGCGUCCGACCAUGCCUCUUCCGUCCCAACAACCCCAACGCCGACGUCGGCAGCGCUCUAAACUGCGGCGCACCAUACCAAGAGAAAUGCUACUGCGCGACCGACAGCGAUAACGCGAAAGCAGUCAGCAAGCACAUCGACAGCUGCGCACAGGCGAGUUGCUCGAAUGGACAGGAGUCGCAGGAUGCUGAAACUAUGAGGCAUUACUACGCUUCUUACUGUAUGGGGAAUGGAUACUCGGCGGAAGCGAUGGAGGAAUGGUAUACUGGUACCGAGGCUCAUGUUACGGGAACAGGAACGGCUACAAGAAAAGACAUGUGGGGUUGGAGUACCAAGACGGGGACAGGUCCCAGAGCGCAACUUUUUCCUGACCCGACAGGAAGAAACGGCGACGAUGACGAGGAUAACGGCGGUUUAUCUUUGACAAGCUGCAGGUUACUGUCCUUGGGCAUUCCAAUCCUCGUGACUCUUUCUCAGUCGAUUCAACUUUAA
Molecule: messenger RNA, 597 nt
Organism: Fusarium tjaetaba
Lineage: Eukaryota; Fungi; Ascomycota; Sordariomycetes; Hypocreales; Nectriaceae
Product: transmembrane SKG6
Exons: 1
Coding region: 1-597 (198 amino acids)
Source: RefSeq, a predicted model, not a curated record